This is a messenger RNA of Melanotaenia boesemani (Boeseman's rainbowfish), 3311 nucleotides long. It is a transcript of the gene unc93b1, whose product is annotated as unc-93 homolog B1, TLR signaling regulator. The record is from RefSeq and is a predicted model, not a curated record. Gene Ontology annotation, molecular function: Toll-like receptor binding. Lineage: Eukaryota; Metazoa; Chordata; Actinopteri; Atheriniformes; Melanotaeniidae. Gene Ontology annotation, biological process: toll-like receptor 3 signaling pathway; toll-like receptor signaling pathway; intracellular protein transport. Gene Ontology annotation, cellular component: endosome; lysosome. The transcript is spliced from 13 exons. Bases 167 to 2062 code for a protein of 631 amino acids.
UGGGGAAGUAAACGAAGCAAACUUUCGUUUCCCUCGUGAAACCUUUAUUUAUACCUGCAGCUUGAGUCGGAAAAGGGAACCAACAACUGACACUAGAAAACGCGACAGGGUCGACGUGUGGCGUUCAGGUGGACUAACCUUAAUUUUUGAGCCUCGCGUGACGGACAUGAUGGAUGCAACUGAUGAAGACCUGAUUGGUGAUGCUGGUCAGCAUGCAGCGCCCCCAAAUGGUGGUGCUGCUGAACUGCUGAAUGUGGGCCAAGAGGAGGACAUUCAGGGUCAGAUGGAGGAGUUUUUAGGCCCACAGGCACAGUACAAUGAGGAGGAGGAAGAGAGGAAAUACUACAGAAGAAAGAAGCUGGGAGUCAUCAAGAAUGUACUUGCUGCCAGUUUUGGAGCUAUGAUUGUUUAUAGUGUUUAUAUGGGCCUACUACAAAUGCAACUAAUCCUUCAUUAUGAUAUGACCUACCGUGAAGUGAAGUACAGCAACCUGGGCCUUGAAAACAUCGACAGGAAGAUGCUGAUGGGCAUCAACGUUACUCCAAUCGUCGGCCUCUUGUACACUCCCAUAUUGAUUAGGUUUCUUGGUACUAAGUGGAUGAUGUUCCUGGCAUCGGGAAUCUACGCGCUCUUCGUUUCAACCAAUUACUGGGAGCGUUACUACACAUUAGUUCCAUCAGCCGUAGCCAUUGGUGUGGCCAUUGUCCCUCUCUGGGCCUCCUUGGGGAAUUAUAUCACAAGGAUGGCACAGCAGUACUAUGAGUUCGUCAACUACACAGAGGAGCAUGUGCAGGAGCAGAAAAAGCUUCCAAAGGGGGCGUGCCACAAUUACAUCAUUGUCUUUCAGUCGGUCUUCAACUUCAUCUUCAAUCUGAGUUUUGUCUUUGCUGAGCUGCCCAUGCGACUCGUCCUCAACAAGCACCUGCAUGACAGCACACACAUUCUGGCCAAUGUGAAAAUAUGUGGUGCGGAAAUCACUGGAGUGAUUCCUGGCUUUAACACCACUGUGCUAGUCAACCUGCCCCGCUCCAUGCUGCUCAUCCAGGUGGAAAGCAUCCUCAUGGGCUUCGCCUUCCUCGCCAUGAUUAUUUUCCUUGUGCUGUGUGGCCCCGCGUACCGCCCAACAGAAGAGAUUGACCUUCGCAGCAUCGGCUGGGGAAACAUCUUCCAGCUGCCUUUCAAACACCUGAGGGACUACCGUCUGCGGCUGCUCUGCCCCUUCUUCAUCUACAGCGGAUUGGAAGUCCUGUUUGUCGUUUCUGGAUUCUCCCUGUCCUAUGGCGUCUGCAUCCUGGGCCUGGAUAAACUGUGGCUUCUGAUAGUCGUCUACGGCCUCUCCUCCUCUGUAUUUUCCUUCCUCUGUCUUGGCCUCUUACGCUUCCCUCGCUGGCUGUGUCUGGUCGGGGGUGCUGUAGUGCAUUUAGUGCUGCUGGUGGCUCUCAUGGUGUUCUCUGUAGAACCUAAUCAGCCAAAGUACCUGGGCCCUCUCCUGGUUAUUUCUGUGCUGUGGGGUCUCGGCACCGCCCUCAACAAGACAGGAGUCAGCACCAUUGUUGGUAUGCUGUACGCUGAAGAAAAAGAACGGCUUGACUUUGUCUACACCAUCUAUCACUGGUGGCAGGCCAUCGCCAUCUUCAUAGUCUACCUCUGGUCCAACAUGCCGAUGAGGGCCAAACUCUCCAUCCUAAUAGCCACAUUACUGCUGGCCUGCUACUGUUAUUCAGUGAUGGAGCGUCGGGUGGCCAAGAAAGUGCAGCACAGACUCCCUCGUAUCCCUCGCCCACGACACAAGGUCAAAGGUUACCGCUACCUGGAAGAGGACAACUCAGAUGAGUCGGAUUCAGAGGAGGAUGACGAAGAGGAUGAAAGGAGAAUGGAGGACGACGAGCAUGUUCUGGAGGGGAUGGGGGCAGAGGACAGGGGAGAAUGGGGUCAAGAUGCCGGGGCCAGGGGAGGUGACUCACCCAGAAUCUGGAGGAGAGGAGGCAAAGGCCAGCAGCGCAGAUGGGAGGAAGCCGAUGUGGAGGAGCGGGGGAGGAGGGAGGAGCAUGAAGGAGAGUGAGAGAGGAGGACAUGGAGGGAAAAAUAAGGGGGGCUCAUGACUUCAUCUUAAAUACUGAACUAAAUGAAAAAAGCAUAGCCUGAAGUUUAAAUAGAGGCUAAAAAUAACAGUUAAAUUAUAAUUCCUCACCCAAACGCAAGAGUUCAGCAACAGCAAACACGUUGUUAUGAGGAAGGGUGGGUCAAACUACGAUGACAUGAGUAGGUCAAGUAAAGUUUUAAAAAAUGCUUUAUAUCUCCAUAUUUUCGGAUUAAUGAAGGCAAAAAAACAAAAAGAAUCCCAAGCAAAUAUUUGGUCAGGAUGGUCAGGUUUAGUGAUAACUUUUGACACAUAUCACAGCUUCUAAAUGGUUUUAAAACCAGUGUUUGGUUCGUCACUGGUUUUUAUUUUAACAGAUUAUUUUUAAAAAGCUCCAGCUUGUGCUUCUUGAGGUUGUCAGCUGUGGAUUGAGGCUUCUAUUUAAGAUUAGUAUUACUGAUAUUAUUAUUCUACACAUGUUCUCUGGUCCUCUGACAAAACAAAAAGCCUAAAGCAUGAUCAGUCCACCACCGUUCUUUUCAGUCUGAGAGGAAUUUUUCUCAUGAAAUUCUGCACCCUGUGAAACCGUACUGUUAUAAAGAUGUGUGUGUACAAGUUCUCAGUAACGUGUGUUGAGGAUGGAGGACAGUGUUUUUUAUUUUUCUUUAAUCACCAGAGUGUAUUGAAUUUUCCUGAGGGUCUUUUGUGGUAAAAAUUGGGGAUUGUGAUUUAACCCAGUUCUCAGCUUACGAGAGACUUAUGUUGAGUGUUCAUGAUCUCUACAGUACAUUUUCUUUUUAUCACAUUUCUAUCGGACCUGAAACACCUGAAAAUCGUUUACAUUCUUGUCCUCUUUUGUGAGCAUCAGUCUUUGAGAUUUGUAAGGGGAGCUGCAGAUUUUUGGGACAAUGUUUGAGGAAAGCUUUGAAGCUGGGGUCAACAAGCUCAGUCCUUUAAUUCUAGCAAUGACAGUGGCAAUAACAUGCUAAUUAAAAUCUGAAAGCUUUGAGAUUCAAACAUUUCCAAACAAAGUUUACAAAAAAAGAAAAAAGCUUUGGCCCAGAUUUUUGCCAUUUUGUUGUUAAAAUCUUCUAAAAGUGCAGCACACACUGGAUGAAGCAGUGUGAUACAUUAAUCUCUGCUAAGUAUGUGGCGUAUGUACCAAAUCUUUUAAUAAUUGGUCACUUUAAUUGCUUUUCUACAUAAUUAGGACAAGGCCUGUAACUUAAAA